Molecule: messenger RNA, 8388 nt
Organism: Urocitellus parryii (Arctic ground squirrel)
Lineage: Eukaryota; Metazoa; Chordata; Mammalia; Rodentia; Sciuridae
Source: RefSeq, a predicted model, not a curated record
UUCUGAGGUUCUCAUACCGUGGGCAGAACUCACUGCUUUUAAUGUGUCUUCCGUGUGACCCAUAAGCAAAUGGCCUGCGUGAAGUAGUGUGAACAUAAUGCCAUCAAGAUAAAGGAAUCCAGAAGCUGGCUUAUGAUCCCUGCCCAAGAGUGACAACUGCGCUUUGCAGCUGCGGAGUUGGCAUCCAUUGGAAGAGUUUGUGAAACCCCCUUUCUGCCCAGAGCUCCAGGACCAAUGCAUCUUCCCACCACCUUAAGCCACUGAGCAUUUCAGAGCCCCAGCUGCAGAAGCCUUGUCCUGCCAYCACCAUGAGCUCUGAAUGUGAUGGUACUUCUAAAGCUGUUGUGAAUGGCUUGGCACCUGGCAGCAAUGGGCAAGACAAAGCAACUGCCGACCCUUUACGCACACGCUCUAUUUCUGCUGUUAAAAUAAUUCCUGUGAAGACAGUGAAAAAUGCUUCAGGCCUAGUGCUCCCUCCAGACAUGGAUCCUACAAAAAUCUGCACUGGGAAAGGAGCAGUGACUCUUCGGGCCUCAUCAUCCUACAGGGAAAUCCCAAGCAGUAGCCCUGUGAGCCCUCAGGAAACCCCACAACAUGAAAGUCUGGAGCCAGAGAAUUCUUCAGCAGAUGAGUGGAGGCUCUCUUCCAAUGCCGAUGCCAACGGGAACGCCCAGCCCUCUUCACUUGCUGCCAAGGGCUACAGAAGUGUGCACCCCAGCCUUCCUGCCGACAAGCCCCAGGUUCUCUCUCCCUCACAUCCUCCUCUCCCUCAAGAGAACCGCUUUGCAUGGCAGCCCCCCACCAUCCACAGUACCUACAAGGAUUCCCUCUAUAUGAGCUCACCAAAGCCUUACAUCCCACCCAGCACCCCCAGCCAGCAGAACCCCUCACCUUCCCAGCCUGUCUCUGGCCCUCUGACAGCUAGAUUGGUUCCCAAAGAUGUGGCGUGUCCUGGUCCUUUGCUUCUGGGUUCCAGUGCUUCAUCCCGACCCCAGCACCACUAUGCAGCCACCAGGUUAGUUUAUAGUAAGAAUGUGAGCUCUAACCCACAUCAUGAGGCUGUCGGGAAUAAAAAGGUCAGCAGCUUAUAUGUACCCAGUUUAUCCAAUAACAUUUGCCGGGCAGCAUUGGAAAACUCUCCUGUUGCACGUGACCCAGCCAAAGACACUCCCUUGGAGGCUGCAGGCACCCGAGCACCAGCCCCCAGCCUUGUGCCCCGCACAGCCGGCACAGGAGAACCACCCCCUGCUCCUUCUCCUGACCCUCCCAAGCUGUUCUUUGACAUCCGUAAAGAUGCCGGUAAUCGUGGCGAGAGUCCUUCCAUGAGGACUCGGGCUUCGUUCUCAGAUGCAGUGAGACCAUCUGUGCUAAGCCCCCAGGUUACCUCUGAUCCCGAAAACCAGAAGAGCAGAGAACCCUACCUUUUGCAGCCGUGUUAUCCAGCCAAGGAUGCCACUUCCUCCAGCCCAGCCCAGCCCGAGGUAAUAGUUGUCCCUCUCUACCUGGUUAAUACUGACAGAGGGCAAGAAGGCACUGCCAGACCUCCAGCGUCCCUGGGGCCGCUCGGCUCUGCUGCCCGGGCCACCGCUGCCCGGGCCACCGCCCCUGCCGCGUCACCUCUGACCUUCCCGACUCUAGAUGAUUUCAUCCCCCCUCAUCUGCAGAGGCGGCCCCAGCACAGCCAGCCAGCCAGUGCUCGCGGCCCCCUCCCCCCUGUUAGCCAGACACCACCAUCCUUGUCACCACCACCUCCGCUGGUCCCUCCYGCUCCGGAGGACCUCCGCAGAGCCUCGGAGCCCAACCUCUCGGGAGCCGCCUCCAGUACCGGUUCCAGUCCUCUACUAAAUGAAGUUGCUUCUUCCAAUACUGGAGCUGAUUCCCAAGCCUCUACACCAGCCAGCAAGCCAUCAUCYGCCUACCCCUCGACAACCAUCGUCAACCCCACCAUUGUGCUCUUGCAGCACAAUCGAGAACAGCAAAAACGACUCAGUAGCCUUUCAGAUCCUGUCUCAGAAAGAAGUGUGGGUGAGCAGGACUCUGCACCAGCCCAGGAAAAACCCACCUCRCCUGUCAGGGCUGCUGAAAAAAGAGCAAAGGAUGACAGUAGGCGGGUGGUGAAGAGUGCACAAGACCUAAGCAAUGUGUCCACGGAUGAAGUGGGCAUCCCACUUCGGAACACUGAGAGAUCAAAAGACUGGUACAAGACCAUGUUUAAGCAGAUCCACAAACUAAACAGAGACACUCCUGAAGAAAACCCUUAUUUCCCUACGUACAAAUUCCCUGAACUUCCUGAAAUCCAGCAAAAUUCUGAAGAGGACAAUCCUUACACUCCUACCUACCAGUUUCCUGCAUCUACUCCUAGUCCUAAAUCUGAAGAUGAUGAUUCCGAUUUGUACUCUCCCCGAUACUCCUUUUCUGAAGACACAAAAUCUCCCCUUUCCGUGCCUCGCUCAAAAAGUGAGAUGAACUACAUUGAUGGUGAGAAGGUAGUUAAGAGGUCAGCCACGCUACCCCUCCCUACCCGCUCUUCCUCACUAAAGUCAAGCCCAGAACGAAACGACUGGGAGCCCCCAGAUAAGAAAGUGGAUACGAGGAAAUAUCGUGCAGAGCCCAAAAGCAUUUACGAAUAUCAGCCGGGCAAGUCUUCUGUUCUGACCAACGAAAAGAUGAGUCGGGAUAUAAGCCCAGAAGAGAUAGAUUUAAAGAAUGAGCCUUGGUAUAAAUUCUUUUCGGAGUUGGAGUUUGGGAAACCGCCUCCCAAAAAGAUAUGGGAUUAUACUCCUGGAGACUGCUCUAUCCUUCCUAGAGAGGAUAGAAAGACUAAUCUAGAAAAAGAUCUCAACCUCUGCCAAACAGAGUUAGAGGCAGAUUUAGAAAAAAUGGAGACGAUAAAUAGAACACCCAGUGCAGACCCGCCACAGAGCUCAGCAGUCAGCCCCUCUCUGGACAUCUCCCCAGAGCCUCCUGGAUAUAUAUAUUCUUCCAACUUCCAUGCAGUGAAGAGGGAAUCAGAUGGGGCUCCUGGGGACCUUACUAGCUUGGAGAACGAAAGACAGAUUUAUAAAAGUGUCUUGGAAGGUGGCGACAUCCCUCUUCAGGGCCUGAGUGGGCUCAAGAGACCCUCCAGCUCAGCUUCCACUAAAGAUUCUGAAUCACCGAGACAUUUUAUACCAGCUGAUUACUUGGAAUCUACAGAAGAAUUUAUUCGAAGGCGUCAUGAUGAUAAAGAGAAACUUUUAGCGGACCAGAGACGACUUAAGCGAGAGCAAGAAGAGGCCGAUAUUGCAGCUCGACGCCACACGGGCGUCAUCCCGACGCACCAUCAAUUUAUCACUAAUGAGCGCUUUGGGGACCUCCUCAAUAUAGACGAUACUGCAAAAAGGAAAUCUGGGUCAGAGAUGAGACCUGCCAGAGCCAAAUUUGACUUUAAAGCGCAGACACUAAAGGAGCUUCCUCUGCAGAAGGGAGACAUUGUUUACAUUUAUAAGCAGAUUGACCAGAACUGGUACGAAGGUGAACACCAUGGCCGGGUGGGAAUCUUCCCACGCACCUACAUUGAGCUUCUUCCUCCUGCUGAGAAGGCUCAGCCCAAAAAGUUGACACCUGUGCAGGUUCUGGAAUAUGGAGAAGCCAUUGCCAAGUUUAACUUCAAUGGUGAUACACAAGUAGAAAUGUCCUUCAGAAAGGGUGAGAGGAUCACACUGCUUCGACAAGUGGAUGAGAACUGGUAUGAAGGGAGGAUUCCGGGGACAUCCCGACAAGGCAUCUUUCCCAUUACCUACGUGGAUGUGAUCAAACGGCCGCUGGUGAAAAACCCCGUGGAUUACAUCGAUCUGCCUUACUCCUCCUCCCCAAGUCGCAGUGCCACUGCGAGCCCACAGUAUCCCAGUCACAGCAAGCUCAUCAUGCCAGCCCCCUCAUCUCUGCCCCACCCCCGCCGGGCCCUAUCCCCCGAGAUGCACGCCAUCACCUCCGAGUGGAUCUCGUUGACUGUAGGGGUCCCGAGCAGGCGGUCUCUGGCCCUGACCCCACCCUUGCCUCCUCUGCCGGAGGCUUCUAUCUAUGACACAGACCACCUCGCCUGGUCGGUGAGGGCCCGUCCCUCCUUGCCUCUCAGCCUCCCCCAGUCAAGUUGGCUGGAUCGCUCCACUCCACACUCAGUGGGCCCCCCUCUGGCCCUGCCUCCUCCCAACAAAGCCUACUCGCUAGUCGCCAGUGCCCAGGCCCCCCUUCACAUCAAUGGAGAUGGUGGUGUCUACAUGUCACCAUCAGGCAUCCGCCAAGAUAGCUUCUCCCAGCCACUGCUUGGGGGCUCUGAUAGGGUCAUCUCGGAGCUUAGCGGUGCCUUUAGCAGCCAGAGCAAGAGGCAGCCCUGGAGAGAAGAGAACGGACAAUAUGAAAGGAGAGCAGAGAGCCAGGCAGGUGAGAGAUGCCCUGGUGGACCCAAGAUCUCUAAGAAGAGCUGCUUGAAACCUUCAGAUGUGGUCAGGUGCCUGAGUACUGAACAGAGACUCUCAGAUCUCAACACCCCUGAGGAGAGCCGGCCCAGCAAGCCUCUGGGUAGCCCUUUUCCAGGAAGGGAGGCUGGGCAGACAGAGCUGCGUAGAGGUGGCGAGGCUGAGAGGAAAGCUGCUCAGAGUGGUAUGAGCCAGCCUUCUCAUCAUUCAUUGAGAGCAGGACCUGAUCUCACAGAAUCUGAAAAGAGCUAUGUGGAAGCAGUUUGCAAUGAGAUCAUAAACAUUGCCGAGAAAUCUGUUCAUUACUGCAGCACUGUCUCUCAUCCCCUUGACUUUCAUCACAAGGUAUCCCCUUCUGACAAUAAAUCAUCUUUAAUCAUUUCUCAGCAACCUCAAGCCCAGCAGCGAAGAGUCACCCCAGACAGGAGUCAAACCUCACCAGAUUUAUUUAGCUACCAAGCAUUAUAUAGCUAUGUACCACAGAAUGAUGAUGAGUUGGAACUCCGGGAUGGAGAUAUUGUUGAUGUCAUGGAGAAAUGCGAUGAUGGAUGGUUUGUUGGUACUUCAAGAAGGACAAGGCAGUUUGGUACUUUCCCAGGCAACUAUGUAAAACCUUUAUAUCUAUAAGAAGACUGAAAAACACAGAGAUUAUUUUUAUUGGAGGAUGAAGCAUAAUUCGUGAACCAGUCUCUUUAUUUAAAUGUCAAAUCACUAUGAAAAUCAAUGCAGUGGAUAAAGUAAGAAGAAGUAAAAGACAGGAACAGAGAAAUGUUGUGUUUAAAACCCAAACCUGUCUAAACUUAUUAUAUAUAUCAGGGCUGAACUGUGUGCUGAACAGAAAGAAUUGAGGCAACUCUACAUUCACUUAGCUGCUUCUGGAAGCUGCUCCAGCCUUCAAACUCCCUUCUGCCUCUUGGAUAAUCUGACCUGGAACACAGUCCAAGAGCAGAGUUAGCCACAGAUGCUCCCUGCUGCCCCAAUCUUAAAUUCCAUCUUGAAGGGGUUCUUGAGCCUAAAGGGGCCCCAGGCAAAUAGGUUUCCAGCCAGGUUCCAAAGGUUCCAAGCCUGAGCAUCCACUGACUACCCCAGCUUCCAUGUCUGGCUGCCCUGGGGCCAACUGAGCCCCAGUGCUCUAGAGGUCAGUCUGGGCUGCUGAGCUGUCUCUUGACAAUGGUGGUGGCCCCCAAUUGGCCCCAAACCAUAUCCUCCCUGGACCUGCAGAGGUACAGUUGAGGAAGUAGAGGCAAAACAGGUACCUUGUGCCAUCAGCCUGCUGUGCAACUUUGCCAWCGACUGCCCUUCUUCCAGAUGAAAAAGCUCAUGAGGUUUGUACUGAGAAUUGGGGAGCAGAUGGCCAAGCAGAUAGAUUACAUUUGUAUUUCUAAGUGAUUAAGUCGAGAAGCCCUGCAGCCCCAGGGGUCAUUUGCAGUGUGUUCUUUUCCCAUAUCAGUGGCUGUUAUAAACAGUCAUCACUAGGCAUCUGCAGCUGCAGCUGUAUUUAUCAGAGCACCAUUGCUAACCUUUCUGGCUUGUAUUUGGCUGGGACAGUUUGGGAUUGGUAGGCUUAAUCCAAAGUGGGAUGUAAUGAUUCAUUUAACACAUGUGACAUAUGCUGACUGCUGAAAUAUACAUAAGACUGCUCCAGGCCUAGAAGGCCAGUUUUAUCUCCUGGUACAAGUUCAAAGACCACUCCUAGCGUAGUCACCCACAGUUUGGAAUUCUCAUGCACCCAGUGAGGCUUCUGUUCUCGAUAAAGGCGUAGGUGCAGUAGCCUUAGUGUGAAGCAGUGAUUCUGUCACUACUCGGACAACCAGGAGCUCUGUCCUUUGAGGGUACUGGAUCUGAGGAGGAAGCCCUCCAAAUGUCCUGACAAGGACAUUUGUUUAGGGGUACUUAGUCGCAACUCUGUCCAUGUUGUAUUAAGGGAAUUUUUUAGCUUCUAUGUUAGAUCUCUUAGUGACACAAAGAUAGAAGUGCCCCAUUCCUUGCCCACCAGGAACUCAGAAGCAAUUGGGGAGAUAGACACAGAGAAAGGAACUUAAGAGAGACUGUGAUAAGUGCUAAGAAGGGUGCGAGAGGAAGAGAUGUAUUUCUCCUGGAGAGAUCCUAGAAAGCAUUGUCAUAUUUCUGUCUCCAUUAACUCUCURUUGAAUAGCUAGGAUGCUGGGAGAACCUUUGUCUGAUGGUAGCUUAUGGCUAGAAAUACUUGGAACUUUUUCCAGAGUCUCCAAACUUUCAUACUCCCCACAAAUACAUUUCCAAGGUCACAAAUAGGAGUAGCAAGUCUAAGUGGCAAGGGUGUGUACUAGAAUGCCUGGUUCUCUGCAUCUAUCUCAGAAAUACACCAAGACUAUUGUCCCCAAGUCUGGAGUCUUUAAAAAAAAAUAAAAAGUAGGCAAAAUUUGUCUUUAGUUAAUCUCUUCCCCAGUUGCUCUCCCAGAUACCCUUCUUAGAAUCCCACCAGCCUCCUAGGGCCCACCAGUCAGCCACAAUCCCCUCACUUUCUCCCUAUCCUCUAAAGGAGGCUUGCAGGAAAGAAACAACCUCGGCUUCAUUCACACUAAAGUGUAAAUGACUGAUGAGAAGAGGGUGUUACCUCUUUCCAGAGACAUUUGUUUUUAACUAGGACAGAGCAAAGCCUUUACCCCAAGGGAAAAGGUUGUGGAACUGUAGGGGAGGGGGGUUUCUGGGUAGAAAGUGUUCUGGAUUUUCUUUAGGACCCAGUGAGAGUAAGACCUAUUGUUUGUGGAAGGUCUGCUUCACCAGGGAGGGCACUAUUUUCUGCCUCUCUCUGGGGGCUACAAUAAGGAUACAAAAGCACGGUGCGCUUGCGCACUGCAUUUCACCCACUUUGGAAUGUAAUCCCUGUACUGGCUCAUGCGCCUCCUGUUCUUCCUUAGAUGCAAACCAUUAACAACACAAUCUUAUUAAGAGUUUUUUGAGGGGUGCUUCUUGAUUAAGUAGGUAAUUUUGAACACCUCUUUAAAUACAGCUAGAAAAUAAAACCAAUUUGUAAAGCUAGAUUUGCAUAUGAUGCCAGCCUCACGCAUUUGUAUAUCUCCAGAAAUUCCCAAAUGCCUCACUACUGUGCCCGACUUUAAUAAAAUCAUAUGUUCAAAUUCGUAUCACUUCAGUUUCCUAUGUAUGAGAAAACAAGGGAGCAAAAGUUUCCCAUUACCCUUUUGUCUUCAAACAUUUAGUAAUAUAAAGUACCUAUUUUUAUGCUGAAAUGUUUAUACAGGUUUAUUAAUAGCAAGUGCGACUAACUGGCGGCAUGCCUCGAGACACAUUUUGAUAUAUUAGCAGUGCUUCCAGGUAAAGGCAAGCCCCAAACUACUAAUCUUUUGCAGUCUCUCUGGGAUCAGUAAAAGAAAAAAAAAAUCACAUGCGUGAAAAGUGGGACUGUAAAUAUGUAUAUUUAACUUUGUAUAGGCCAUGUACCUACCUGUAUAGAAAAUAAUUUUAAAAAUUUGAAUGAAUGGGGAGGACAAUAAGGAAGUCAUGAAGUUUUUCCAUUUUUAUUUAAAUGAAGGAAUUCCAAAUAACUCACCUGCAGACUUUUAGCACAAAAAUAGCCAUUGCAAACUGUUAAAAUUUAUAAUAAAAUCAUUCUUUUGGGAAGAGAAGGUAACUAUAAUCUCAGUUUUUGUUUUUUGUUUUGCAGUGCUAUUUAUCUGCAGUAGUAUUAAGUCCUAUUGCUAGAACAGGUUACUACAAAAAAAUUAUAUUCUGAAAGAAAAAUAACUGACAUUAUAUAUAACUGAUUAAUUUAAAGUAUUGCCAUUUAAAUGACACACUGAGAGCAUGUACUAUGCAGACACAGAUUUUUCUGUUCAUUUAUUUUUCUUUAUUGCAGUGGAUUGAUUUGAUAAAUAGAUGUGCUGAAUUACUACCUUUGCUGUACAUAUUAUUUAAUAAACUUUAUUCAGAA